Messenger RNA from Periophthalmus magnuspinnatus, 1633 nucleotides. It is a transcript of the gene slc60a1a, whose product is annotated as major facilitator superfamily domain containing 4Aa. The transcript has 10 exons. The record is from RefSeq and is a predicted model, not a curated record. The coding region runs from base 122 to 1612 and encodes 496 amino acids. NCBI's taxonomy places the organism in Eukaryota, Metazoa, Chordata, Actinopteri, Gobiiformes, Gobiidae.
UUGAGAGCACAAUGACUGACUUUUGAUGGCUAGUUUAUCUCCGUUUUGACUUUCCUGACCUUCUCCAGAGAAACAGAGCAGCAGUGUGGAUGGAGCUCCACGGGACAGAGGGAAAAACGCGAUGACACUGUGGGACGAGCGCGUGUGGGCCCUUUUCAGGAGCCAGUGGAGGCAGACUGUGACCUACUGGAGUGUUUUCUUCAGCUUUGGUCUGUGCAUCGCCUUCUUGGGGCCCACUAUCCUAGACCUGCGCUGCCAGACUCACUCCACGCUGCAGCAGAUCACCUGGGUGUUUGUUUCGCAGCAGUUCUUCCUGCUCCUGGGCAGCAGCCUGGGAGGGAUUUUCAAGAGGACGUUGCUGUUUUCGCUGACGGCUCUCUUCUUCUGUACCUUCAUUAUCUCGCUGGUGUUUGCUCUGAUACCUCUGUGCUACGAUGUGGUGAUGCUGUCCUUCGCUCUGGCCAUCGCCGGACUGGCCAUGGGCGUGAUCGAUAAUAUUGCCAAUCUGCAGCUGGUCAAACUGUACCAGAAAGACUCCGCCAUCUUCCUUCAGGCGUUGCACUUCUUCAUUGGUCUGGGAGCACUGGUCAGCCCUCUAGUGGCCGAUCCGUUCCUCGCAGAUGACAGCUGUAUUCUGGCAGCCAACGCUACGGCGGCUAACUCGACCUUUAACCUCGAGCAUAUCCGUAACACCCUGGGAGGUCCUGGCGCCGCGUUGACAAAUGUGUCAGAAUAUCCUCUGCACAUACAUGGCCUGGCGCUCACACAGGUGUCAUACGCCUUCUGGAUCAUGGCUCUUAUCAACCUGCCUGUGCCCAUAGCUGUACUGUACCUGAUGUACCAUGAGCGGCUGCUGCCCUGCUCCAGGUCGAGCCCCCCUCUGCUGGGACAGAACCCACGGGGCGAUACCGAGCAAGCUCACUUGAAUGUGUUCAGGUGCUGCAACCUGGCAAAGCUCCGGGAUCGUCCAGCCACUUUCUUCAUCCUCCACAUUCUGGGUGGAGCCAUUCUGUUUAUUACUGACGGAAUAGUGGGCUCGUACGCAGGCUUUGUGUACACCUACGCUGUGUCUCCUCCUUUGCUCAUGGCGCAUAAGACCGCUGGAUAUCUGGACAGUAUAUUCUGGGCCGCCAUUACUCUGAGCAGACUCGCAUUUGUCUAUCUGUCCUACAGAUAUCCUGCUCCCAAACUGAUCACCUUGAGUCUGGUCUCGGUGAUGCUGGUCCACGGUCUCCUGCUGAUGUUCUUCACCAGUCAAAUGUUCUUGUUCAUCGGGACCACUAUCCUGGGCCUGUCCAUCAGCAGCGUGUUCCCGUCCCUUCUGGCUUUGACCGAGGACGCGCUGGAGUACAAAGGUUGCGUCACGACUGUUCUGGUGACGAGCGCCAGCACCGGAGAAAUGCUUAUGCAGCUUUUAGUCGGAUCUGUGAUACAAGAAUACGGCAGUUAUUCCUUCAUGCUGUGCUGCACGAUAGCGUCCUUCAUCGGUUUCUGUUUGUUUCUACUGUUCCUCUAUGCGCUUCAUGUCCACAAAAAGAGCUACAUUCCCAGCACAGAUUGCACCAAAGACAUGGCGAUGAAGGAACUACCUCUGCCUCCAGCGGGAUUCUGAAUGAAGUGAAAAUACUGUGGA